UGUCACCCAAAGUUAUUAAAGUUUAGAAUUUUUCAUUUGCUGUUGUUGUUAUUUCGUUUGUAAUUUUUAUUUUCAACUCAGCUAAGUUGGCUGACUUGGACUUGACCAAACUCUCGGAUGUACGGCUCUGGGUGUGGGACUGUCGGGGCCACAGGCAGCCAGCGUGCACGUGCGUUUGUUGACAGCGUCAGCAACGCUUUGAUUGGCAUUUUGUUGUGUUGCCCGCUGGUUUUCUUUGUGUAGCGACAGACAAGCAAACAUUUGGUGGUUCGCUCCGUGUCUGGCUUGUCCGUGGUUUGGGGGAGUAUGUCCUGUAUCGGAAACGUUACACUCCAGCACUGUAGGGGGCAGUAAGCAGUGACAACGCCGCGGAGGACAGUGUGAACCCAAACCACUGCAGGAGGAUGUGAUGCUAUGCUAGCAAAGCCAACAAGCUAAACCCGAUUUAUCCAUUAUUAUCCCGUUGGUGUCAAAAAUGAAACUGUACUGUCUGUCCGGUCACCCGACCCUGCCCUGCAAUGUCCUCAAAUUCAAAUCCACUACCAUCAUGUUGGACUGUGGGCUGGACACUACCUCAGUCCUCAACUUCCUGCCCCUGCCUCUGGUGCACAGCCCAAGACUAUCCAAGCUUCCUGGUUGGGUUUCUAAGGAUGGAACAGUAAACCUAGAGAAGGAGUUGAAGGAGUGUGCAGGAAGAGUGUUUGUGGACUCACAACCAGAAUUCUGUCUCCCUGAGAAAGAGUUGCUGGAUCUGUCUACCAUUGACGUCAUCCUCAUCUCCAACUACCACUGUAUGAUGGCUCUGCCCUACAUCACUGAGCACACAGGCUUCACUGGGACCGUGUACGCCACAGAGCCCACGCUGCAGAUAGGCAGACUGCUGAUGGAAGAGCUGGUCAACUUUAUGGAGAGAGUACCCAAAGCCCAGUCUGCCACCUGCUGGAAGAACAAGGAAAUACAGAGGAUGCUUCCUGGCCCUUUGAAGGAUGCAGUGGAGGUUUGGACGUGGAAGCGAUGCUACAGUAUGCAAGAAGUCAACUCUGCCCUCAGCAAAGUGCAGCUUGUGGGUUACUCCCAGAAAGUGGAGCUGUUUGGGGCUGUCCAGGUCUCCCCUCUUAGCUCUGGGUACUCACUGGGCAGCUCCAACUGGAUUAUCCAGUCUCAUCAUGAGAAAGUUGCUUAUGUGUCCGGCUCGUCCCUCCUCACUACACAUCCACAGCCAAUGGACCAAAGCUCUCUGAAGAACAGUGACGUUCUGAUUUUAACGGGCCUCACUCAGAUGCCCACCGCCAACCCAGAUGGCAUGCUGGGGGAUUUCUGCAGUAACCUGGCCAUGACGAUUCGUGCAGGAGGCAAUGUGCUGGUGCCGUGCUACUCCUCAGGGGUGAUAUAUGACCUGCUGGAGUGUCUGUACCAGUUCAUUGAGAGUGCCAGCCUGGGGACCACGCCCUUCUACUUCAUCUCACCUGUCGCCAACAGCUCGCUGGAGUUCUCUCAGAUCUUUGCUGAGUGGCUUUGCCACAACAAGCAAUCAAAGGUCUACCUUCCAGAGCCUCCUUUCCCCCAUGCAGAGCUGAUCCAAACCAACAAGCUGAAGCACUACCCCAGUAUUCACGGAGACUUCAGCAGCGAGUUUCGUCAGCCGUGUGUGGUGUUCACUGGUCACCCCUCCCUGCGCUUCGGCGAUGUGGUUCACUUCAUGGAGCUGUGGGGCAAGUCCAGCCUCAACACCAUCAUCUUUACAGAGCCAGACUUCUCCUACCUGGAUGCCCUGGCUCCCUACCAGCCGCUGGCUAUGAAGUGUGUCUACUGUCCCAUAGACACACGGCUCAACUUCCACCAGGUGUCCAAGCUGCUCAAGGAGGUCCAGCCCCUCCAUGUGGUGUGCCCAGAGCAGUACACCCAGCCUCCACCAUCCCAGUCCCACCGCUCGGAUCUGAUGCUGGAGCUGCAGCCCCCUCCCAUGCCCUACCGACGCUGCUCUGUCCUCAGCCUGCCCUUCAGACGGCGCUACGAACGCAUCCACCUGCUGCCCGAGCUGGCCAAUUCCCUAGUGCCCUCAGAGAUCAAACCUGGCAUCUCUGUGGCUACUGUGUCUGCCGUGCUGCACUCCAAGGAUAACAAGCACACACUGCAGUCGGUACCUAAACCCCCUCCAGUGCCUCCAACCAAGAAGAGGAAGCGUGUGAUUGAGGAGCCCCCUGAGGUGCUGGCCCCCAAGCCCCUGCUUAGUGGAGCUGUGCCCCUGGAAGCUUUCCUGGCCACAUUACACAAGCAUGGCAUCACAGAGGUGAAGGUGGAGGAGACGGCGGACGGACACAUCCUGCACCUGCAGGCAGAGGACACACUGAUCCAGCUGGAGGAGGAUGGGACGCACAUCGUCUGUGACAACAAUGAGCCACUGCGCACCACCCUGCGAGACCUGGUGCUCCGCUUCUUGCAGAAACUCUGACUUGAAUCCUCUCGACGUGUCCUCCUUGAUUAUUACUUUGACAAGUGUGUUUCUGCUUUAUUGGACUGUGGAUAGAGACACAAGUGAAGGGAAAGAGGAGGAGGAGGAGGAGCGUGACAGACUCAAUGGUGAAAUGUGCUUUCAUCUACUGUGCCAUGGAGUGCUGCCACCGCAACCAUUUACAUGUAUUUAUCUUUGUCAUGUUUACAGUAGUGUUACUGUAAAGUUGAG
Myripristis murdjan (pinecone soldierfish) is the source of this 2683-nucleotide messenger RNA. RefSeq names its product integrator complex subunit 9 (gene ints9). Lineage: Eukaryota; Metazoa; Chordata; Actinopteri; Holocentriformes; Holocentridae. Gene Ontology annotation, cellular component: integrator complex. The coding region runs from base 476 to 2452 and encodes 658 amino acids. Gene Ontology annotation, biological process: snRNA 3'-end processing. The transcript has 17 exons. The record is from RefSeq and is a predicted model, not a curated record.